GCAACUACAAUAAAUAGAGUGAAGAGUAGAUGUGACGGUAAUGGUCGGGGAUGAAGGGUGGUGCGAUGACAUCAUACCACACCAUGCCGGUGAAGAAACGGUGGAGUUGGCUCGUAAUCGCCGUAUUAGGUCUCGUGUUGCUCUCGAUGCUCGUUCCUCUAGCUUUUCUCCUAGGUCUCCACAACGGAUUCUACUCUGGAGGGUAUGUUACUGAGAAAAGGAGCUCUGUUUCAUCAAGACAGAAUGUGACUUUAGAUUCGCCGUUAAUUAAAGGAGGGCCAUCAACACGUGUACAUGAACUUUUGAAAAAUCUCGGACCAACUCUUCCAAAGGUUCAUUGCAUACUGCUUUGAUGGAUUUUGGAAGGAAGUCUGUCAAGGAAGCUGAGAAUAGAACCACUGGUUUUACUGUACCUACACAAGUAUCAAAGCCACCUCCAAAAGGCGAUAAUGUUGGAGUUGGCUCAUCAGCUGAAGGCACCAAAACAAUUCAAGUCAUUGGUGAUAAUGAAAAAACGUGUGAAUUAAAAUAUGGGAGCUAUUGCUUAUGGCGUCAGCAACAUAAGGAAAAAAUGAAAGAUCUAAUAGUGAGAAAAAUGAAAGACCAGCUUUAUGUGGCUCGAGCUUAUUAUCCUAGUAUUGCAAAGCUUCCAAAACUUGACCAGUUUUCACAAGAAAUGAAGCAAAAUAUUCAACAAUUUGAACACAUUUUCAGUGAAGGUACUGAAGAUACAGAUCUUCCACCACAGGUUGAGAAGCUGAUACAGAAAAUGGAAACUACAAUUAUCAAAGCAAAAGCAGCCGUUGUUGACUGUAACAAUGUUGACAAAAAAUUAAGACAAUUAGUUGACUUAACGGAAGACGAAGCCAACUUUCAUAUGAAACAGAGUGCUUUUCUUUACCAACUAGCGGUCCAAACAACACCAAAAAGUCACCAUUGUCUGUCAAUGAGACUAACCGUUGAGUAUUUCAAAACUUCACCACUUGAUGCUGAUGUGUCAGAGAGUUUGUUGAACCCGGACCUGCAUCACUAUGUUAUACUUUCCAACAACGUGCUUGCAUCAUCAGUAGUAAUUAAUUCGACUGUUAUGCAUGCAAAAGUCAGUAGGAAGCAGGUGUUUCAUGUGUUAACAGAUAAGCAAAGCUUCUUCUCCAUGAAAAUGUGGUUCUUUACUAAUGCUUACAAGGAUGCAACAGUUGAAGUUUUGAACAUUGAAGAUCUUGACCUUCUAAAAGGUCAAACACCUUCUCAUUUGUCAAUGCGCCAAGAAUUACGUGUCUCUUUCCUAUCUACUUCCGAAAGUAGAACCGAAUACAUGUCCGUGUUUUCUCAUUGGCAUUACGCCCUACCAAAAAUAUUCCCAAAUUUGAAGAAAAUCGUUGUUCUUGAUGACGAUGUUGUUGUCCAGCGCGAUUUGUCAGCCUUGUGGAAUCUUGACAUGAAUGAAAAAGUCAUUGGUGCAGUGCGUUUUUGUGCCGUGAAAUUCGGUGCGAUUAAAAAUUAUUUGGGGAAGGAAAAUUAUGAUAGUAGUUCUUGUACGUGGAUGUCGGGGUUAAAUAUUAUUGAUUUGGAUCGGUGGAGGGAACAUGAUGUUACUAAAAUGUUUCAAAGUUUGGUACAAAAGCGUUUGACUGAAACAACAACACUAGGAGCAACCGUGUUGACUUUUCGAGGUUUACUUAUGGAUCUUGAUGACACAUGGGUAUUAUCUGGACUGGGUCACAAUUACGGUAUUACUAAUGAAGCUAUUAACAAAGCAGCUGUAUUGCACUUCAACGGCAACAUGAAACCCUGGCUUGAACUCGGCAUUUCAAAUUAUAAAGUUCACUGGAGAAAAUAUUUAGACCUUGAAAACCGUUACAUGACCGAUUGCAAUGUCAACCCUUGACCCCAGUUGAUCAUUUCCUGCAAAUUCUUUAAUUUGAAGAAAAUAGAAACUUAUAUCUUGAUCAGAUUUCCAGAAAAUGAUGAUCUGCAAAUGCUGAUCUGGCGAUCUGUGUGUAUUUCUAGUUAUUUGGACGAAAAAUUUGUCCAGAUGAAGAGGAGAUUGCGGUUACUGUUGAUGGUUAUAUGGAGAACUGCUUUCUAGUUGGUUUUUUGUUUGGUAUUUAAGUUAGGUAGAAAUGUGAUUACCGCGAACUCGUUUUUAAUUUUAUUUUUAUAUUUGUUUUUUUUUCACGAUUGUUAUAAUAUAUUUAUCUGGUUAGGUUGUUUGUAAUAUCAGGGAUAUUAUAGUGAUCAAGGGAUAGCAAAUAAUUCAAUUACUUUAGAAGGUG
Helianthus annuus (common sunflower) is the source of this 2276-nucleotide messenger RNA. RefSeq names its product probable galacturonosyltransferase 7. The record is from RefSeq and is a predicted model, not a curated record. Bases 353 to 1888 code for a protein of 511 amino acids. Gene Ontology annotation, molecular function: polygalacturonate 4-alpha-galacturonosyltransferase activity. Lineage: Eukaryota; Viridiplantae; Streptophyta; Magnoliopsida; Asterales; Asteraceae. The transcript is spliced from 9 exons.